Capra hircus (goat) is the source of this 4292-nucleotide messenger RNA. It is a transcript of the gene GDPD5, whose product is annotated as glycerophosphodiester phosphodiesterase domain containing 5. Gene Ontology annotation, biological process: lipid metabolic process; positive regulation of neuron differentiation. Lineage: Eukaryota; Metazoa; Chordata; Mammalia; Artiodactyla; Bovidae. Bases 975 to 2807 code for a protein of 610 amino acids. Gene Ontology annotation, cellular component: plasma membrane. The record is from RefSeq and is a predicted model, not a curated record. The transcript has 18 exons. Gene Ontology annotation, molecular function: glycerophosphodiester phosphodiesterase activity.
GGGAGGGGCCGUGCUGGCAGGCUCUCAGGCACUGAGCGGCGCUACCCAGGCUCUGCUCGGCUCCGGCUCAGACUGCAGCUCCAGUGGGGGUGGGCGGCGGGGAUGACAGCGGCGGUGGCAGCGGCUGCGGCGCGGGACUGAGCGAGCAGCGAGCGAGCCGAGGAAAGAGGAGGAAGUGUAGCCGCGGCCCGGAGCUCUGGAGUCAGCUGCCGCGCCGUGGACCGCCCCAUAUUGCAGAGCCAGCCGAGUCCGGACCUAGAAAGACUUCCCCGCAGGCUCCGGCCGCCUCGGCUCCGCGCUCCUCGCCGGCGCCCUGCCCUGCCCCGCCUGCCCCAGCCCCGGGUUCCGGCGGGACGCUCCCUGCUCCGCGGUCCGGGGCGUGUAGCCCGGACGCCCCGAGCCCCCGACCCAGAUCCAGUGCACCGGGACGGGACGCUCCUCGCCCACCAUACGGCUCCAGGGUUACGAGCUCGCUCGCAGCCUUUCUGUAGUGUGUGUCGGAGCCCCCAGCCCUCCGGCCAGGGUUAAGGCGGGGUGCACCCCAACCCCCUGAUUGAGUGCAAAGGAGUCCGGACGCCUCCAGACUCUGGUUCCCCGAAACCCGGACCUUCUGCCUCCUCUGAUACGGUACUUCGGACUUGGGAUCCUUGCGAAAGUCCAGGAAGCCCCGGCCUCGUCCAGAUCCCCGUGAGGGGUCCCAGGAGGGCUGGACAGUCAGACUGAGCCAGACUGGGUUGGUGCUGCGAGUCGAAGCUGCCACCUUCCUGCCGCCCAGACGAGGGGGCUGAAAGCUUGCCCCGAAGAGAACACAAGAGAGAGCCGAGAGCUGCAGGCACAGAUCCCUUUGGGGGUUUGUAGGACCCACAUACUGAAGUUCACCUCAACCUCCAUCCACCAGACCAACUCAGCAUCUGGACCAGCUGGGGGCCUCCAUGGGCGCCUGAAGGCAGGGCGCCAGGGCCGCGGGCACGAGCAUGGUGAGACACCAGCCCCUGCAGUACUAUGAGCCGCAGCUGUGCCUCUCCUGCCUCACGGGCAUCUACGGCUGCCGCUGGAAGCGCUACCAGCGUUCUCAUGAUGACACCACUCCGUGGGAGCGCCUCUGGUUCCUGCUCCUGACCUUCACCUUCGGCCUCACGCUCACCUGGCUCUACUUCUGGUGGGAGGUCCACAAUGACUACGAUGAAUUCAACUGGUACCUCUACAACCGCAUGGGCUACUGGAGUGACUGGUCCGUGCCCAUCCUCAUGACCACAGCAGCUGCCUUCACUUACAUCGCUGGCCUCCAGGUCCUGGCACUAUGCCACAUCGCCGUGGGGCAACAGAUGAACCUGCACUGGCUUCACAAGAUCGGGCUGGUAGCCAUCCUGGUAGCCGCCGUGGUGGCCAUGUCGGCUGUGGCCCAGCUGUGGGAGGACGAGUGGGAGGUGCUCCUCAUCUCCCUGCAGGGCACAGCACCAUUCCUGCACGUGGGGGCCCUGGUGGCUGUCACAGCGCUCUCCUGGAUCGUGGCAGGACAGUUUGCCCGUGCAGAGCGAUCCUCCUCCCAGAUAGCCAUUCUCGGAACCUUCUUCACCGUGGUGUUCACCCUCUACCUGGCCCCUCUCACCAUCUCCUCUCCCUGCAUCAUGGAGAAAAAGGACCUGGGCCCCAAACCUGCCCUCAUCGGCCACCGCGGGGCCCCCAUGCUGGCCCCAGAGCACACACUGAUGUCCUUCAGGAAGGCCCUAGAGCAGAAGCUGUAUGGACUCCAGGCUGAUGUCACCAUAAGCCUGGAUGGGGUGCCCUUCCUCAUGCACGACGCCACCCUGCGGCGCACCACCAACGUGGAGGAGGAGUUCCCAGAGCUCGCCCGCAGGCCCGCCUCCAUGCUCAACUGGACCAUCCUGCAGAAGCUCAACGCCGGCCAGUGGUUCCUGAAGACGGACCCGUUCUGGACAGCCAGCUCCCUGUCACCCUCCGACCACAGGGAGGCCCAAAACCAGUCCAUCUGCCGACUAGUGGAGCUCUUGGAGCUGGCCAAGGGCAAUGCCACGCUGCUGCUCAACCUGCGUGACCCGCCGCGGGAGCACCCCUAUCGCAGUAGCUUCCUCAACAUCACGCUGGAGGCCCUUCUGCACUCAGGCUUCCCCCAGCACCAGGUCCUGUGGCUGCCCAACAGGCAGAGGCCCUUCGUGCAAAAGGUGGCUCCCGGCUUCCAGCAGGUGUCAGGCUCCAAGGAGGCGGCCGCCAGCUUGAGGAGAGGCCACAUCCAGCGGCUGAACCUGCGCUACACUCAGGUGUCCCGCCAGGAGCUCAGGGACUAUGCGUCCUGGAACCUGAGUGUGAACCUGUACACGGUCAAUGCCCCGUGGCUCUUCUCCCUGCUGUGGUGCGCAGGCGUCCCAUCCGUCACCUCCGACAACUCCCACACCUUGUCCCAGGUGCCUUCCCCACUUUGGAUCAUGCCCCCGGACGAGUACUGUCUCAUGUGGGUCACCGCCGACCUGAUCUCCUUCACCCUCAUCGUUGGCAUCUUCGUACUCCAGAACUAUCACUUGAUCAGGUGGCGCCUGGGUGGCAUCCGGAGCUACAACCCCGAGCAGAUCAUGCUGAGUGCCGCAGUGCGCCGGACCAGCCGGGACGUCAGCAUCAUGAAGGAGAAGCUCAUCUUCUCAGAGAUCAGCGAUGGCAUGGAGGUCUCCGAUGAGCUCUCCGUAUGUUCGGACAACAGUUACGACACAUAUGCCGACAGCGCCACCGCCCCGGUGGCCCCUCGGGGGAGCGGCAGCCGUGCCAAGACCCUCACAGACCGGAGUGGGCGUUAGCCGAAGACCAGUCUGUCCAGCUGUACCUCGUGUGGAGACAAGAGAAGCGCACAGAGCUGGCAGGAGCAUGCUCGGGGCGCUGACUCCACAGCCUCCUCAUAGGCUCCGGCCCCUUGUCAGCCACGGCCUCUCUUGGAGGGGCUCCCCUCUAGCCUCUCAGAUGCCCCUGCAGGCCUGGGGCUCCGUUUUCUGGGAAGUUUGGGGCCCGGGGCCCGGGGCCUGGUCCACUCCCUGAGGCCCUCCUUGGCAUCCUUACCUGGACGCUUUGGGGGGUCACUGGGCUGUGCCAUGCCCGCUGCAGCAGCAGAGGACGUGGCGCCCGCGUGUGCCCAUGUGUGUCUGUUCUCCUGUCCGUGCUGUGAGGAAACCGCCUUCUCGGUGAUUCUCCUGCCUCAAGGGGCUGGGCUGGGCCUCUGCCCCAGCACCUCCGCUCUUCCGUCAGUCUCAAAGCACAAGGAAGCUCGGCCCAGGAGGAAUGCCUGCUCCAGUGGUGGGGACACUUGUCCUCCCCACCCAGCCUCCCGCUGAUGCUGGCCAUGUCCCCCAGGAGCCGCUGGAGAUGGCAAGAGCAGGCUCAGGGCUGCUGGAUCCACACCCAGGAGAUCCACAGACUGACAUGACCUCAGGUUCCCACGUCAGUGGCCAAGAGCAGGGGCCACCUGGGAAAAGUGUUCAGGCAUGGUUGAUGGUGGGUGUAUGACCAAGGAGGCCUGCAGUGGAGGGAGCCUGAGGGGCCUUGGGCAGGAUGAUUAAAGCUGCCAUCUUGACACGUCUCAUCUCUGAAUUAUCAGUGGGAGGGUGGGGACAGAGCCUGCAGGGUUUGGGAUUCAGGUCCCAUGACUGAGGAAGAGCCAUUCUCGGGAGUGAAUGGGAGAGAGGCAGAGUGGUGGGCCCCUUCCCCGCCUCACGUGGCACUUGGGCUUGCUUCCUUAAGAGUCCUGGGUUCGGGGGGGCCAGUGUCCCCAUCCUGUGGUGGGGGAGACAGUCUUGGAGAGGCAAAGUGACCAUCCCUGGCCACAUAGCUUAGUACAGCAGAGCUAGGACCCCACCCUGGCUGUGGACCUUCCAUAACCAGCUGGGAACGGCAAGGCAGAGGGGGCGGGCUCCUGGGCCCACUGUAGGACUGGCCAGUGGGACUAGCAGUCACAUGAAGGGUUUCUGAGCUCCUGGCCUAUGGAGGAACAGGCCCUUAAUCAGGAGAUGCCUCUCCCUGAUGGCAGAGGUUUGGCUUUGACUGAAGAAGCCCACUCCCAUUCCUGGCACAGGGGGGCACCUGGGCUGAAAGCCAAAAUACAGCCCCUGGGAUCACAGAUGUCCUUGUCUUUCAGUCCUUGGACCCCUGCUCCCUGCCCGCCCUGGGAAGAUGUCUGUAACUCCCAUAUUUGUCCUAAGAGUCUGCAUGGUCUUGGGUGUGUCCUAAGGGGGAACGGGGAGGCUGAACCUCAGUUCCAGCCUGCAUUAAAUAAACAUGGUGCUUCGUGGGAA